Photinus pyralis (common eastern firefly) is the source of this 1913-nucleotide messenger RNA. Its product is annotated as long-chain fatty acid transport protein 1-like. The record is from RefSeq and is a predicted model, not a curated record. The transcript is spliced from 9 exons. The coding region runs from base 688 to 1836 and encodes 382 amino acids. Gene Ontology annotation, biological process: triglyceride homeostasis. NCBI's taxonomy places the organism in Eukaryota, Metazoa, Arthropoda, Insecta, Coleoptera, Lampyridae. Gene Ontology annotation, cellular component: endoplasmic reticulum. Gene Ontology annotation, molecular function: long-chain fatty acid-CoA ligase activity; long-chain fatty acid transmembrane transporter activity.
UGUUUAGCUUUAGCGAAAUACCGCUUUCUCUACAUUCUUUCUCGAACAUGGAAGCGAGAUUUUCGCACAUACUUCCGAAUUUGCAAAGCCCUGCCGAUUUUUAUUAAAAUCAAAUUAAGUCAGAAACCAGUAUAUUAUUACUUGGAUGAGCUGGCAAGAAAACAUCCCCAAAAAACAGCAUACAUUUUUGAAGAUGAAGCGUGGACGUUUUCUGCUGUAAAGGAAUUCUCCGACAAGAUUGCGAUAUACUUUGAACGGGAAGGUUACUGCAAAGGUGAUUCGGUCGCGUUACUUUUAAACAAUUGUCCAGAAUAUGUCUGUAUAUGGUUGGGCUUAUCCAGAAUUGGCGUCGUCGCCGCUUUAAUCAAUACGAAUUUAGCAAACGAUCCUCUGAUACACUCACUAAACGUGGCAAAAUGCAAAGCAGUCAUAUUUGGAGAAAAUUUUUGCGAAAGUGUCAGCUCGUGCGUCGAGAGGCGCUUGAACAUAAAAUGUUAUCAAUACAAUCGAAAGUCGCAAACAACUCAAAUUACCGAAAAUUGUACUGAUCUUGCUAAAUCCCUUGACAGUGUCUCUCCAGAUGAACGCUUAAGCAACUAUAACAUUACCUCUACCGAUCCACUUCUUUACCUGUACACAUCUGGCACAACUGGUCUACCAAAAGCUGCUGUAAUAAAUCACAACAGAAUGAUUUUAGUGAAAUCUUUCAUCGCACUUCUCAUAUCCAACCCGGAGAAUGUAAUUUUAUAUUGUCCACUACCGUUACACCAUGGAGGUGGUGGACUAAUGGGUUGUGGUCAUGCACUACUUUGGGGAGCGACGGUGGUAAAUAAAACUAAAUUCUCAGCAUCGAACUACUGGAAGGACUGUGCUAAAUAUAAAUGCAACGUUGCUCAAUACAUUGGCGAGAUGUGCAGGUACAUUCUCUCCAGUUGCCCCGAAGAUAACAUAAAGCAUCCGGUGAAAGUUAUGUUUGGCAAUGGCUUAAAGCCCAACAUCUGGAAAGUGUUUCAACAGAAAUAUAAGAUUAGCCAAGUCUUCGAAUGGUAUGCGUGCAGCGAAGGAAAUUUGUGUUUACUAAACCUUGACAACAAAGUUGGUAGCGUUGGUCAUAUACCGCCCUACUUGCAGAAGUACUCUUCGUUGCAACUUGUUCGCUAUUCCGAAGAAUCGAGUGAACCAAUACGAAAUGUAGACGGGUUUUGUAUGAAGGUCGGCGAAAAUGAACCUGGUUUGGCAAUUGGGGCUAUCGCUGUAAAUAAAAGGUUCGAACCCUUGGAAUAUACAGGUUACGUAGACGCGCACGAAACGAAGAAGAAAAUAUUGCACGAUGUUUUUGUAAAGGGUGAUGAGUACUUCAACUCAGGUGACGUUAUGUCUCGUGACGAGAUAGGCUAUUAUUACUUCGUCGAUAGAUUGGGAGAUACUUUCAGGUGGAAAGGUGAAAAUGUAUCAACAAAUGAAGUGGAAACGGUGAUUAGUAAUUUGAUUGGUUUCAAAGAUGUCAUGGCUUACGGAGUUGAGAUUCCGGGUACGGAAGGGCGAGCAGGAAUGAUCUCAAUAGUGCAUGAUCACACUUCCAUGGAUAUGGAUUUUCUGCUCAGCAGUUGUAAGAGAAACUUGCCCUCGUAUGCAAUUCCCAUAUUCGUACGGUUUGUCAAAUCUUCAUCCUUAACAUCGACCUACAAACUGAAAAAGUUUAAUCUGAAAAGUGAGGGAUUUAACAUUAACGUUGUGACUGAUACUAUUUACAUUUGUAAUCCAGCGGUUGGCAAAUAUGAAGUGUUAACUCCGAAGCUUUAUUCAGAAAUUAACAAUGGUACAAUAAGAUUAUAAAUUUGUUCUUGAAAACCAACUAGUGUUAUAAAUUUGUGAUGCAAAAUUACAAUAAACAAAUUAUUUGAUUUAUUUAA